Molecule: messenger RNA, 2847 nt
Organism: Plasmodium malariae
Lineage: Eukaryota; Apicomplexa; Aconoidasida; Haemosporida; Plasmodiidae
Product: conserved Plasmodium protein, unknown function
Exons: 2
Coding region: 1-2847 (948 amino acids)
Source: RefSeq, a predicted model, not a curated record
AUGUCUAGUUGUAAAACUAUAAAAAGCUAUGGUGAAGUAAAAAAAAGAAAAAAACUUUGUGUUUUAAAUGAUGAACUAGAAGAAGCAAAAGAUUAUGAACAAGAAGACUUAGACCCCGAAUUACAUGAUAGCUUACGUGGGUGUAUUGAAAAUGAUAUGAAAAACAUUUAUUUUGAUGGGCUGACAGAAUGUGAUCAAAAUGAUUACAGUGCUGAUGAAGAUAAUUUUGAUAAAGAUGAUUUAAGUGAAGAAACGAAAAGAAAGAAAUAUUAUGUAUAUGGAAGAAAUUUUAGUGAUAAAGAUUUUGACUCUGAACAUGUUCAUAAAUAUUAUCAACAUUUGCCUAUAUAUUUUGAUAACCCAAAUGUAGGCUCCACUAGUAAUUUUAAAAAAAUGUAUGAAUCAAAUAAAAUUGAAAAUUUAGAAAGAAAUAUAAGAGAAGAAGAUUUAUAUUAUCCUUCAGUACCAAUUAACUGGAAAUUAUAUGUUUGUCUAUUUUUUGAUAAAAAAUAUAAUUAUGAAAAUGAGGAAGAAAAAAAUAUAUAUGAUCGAUUUAAUAAAAAUAUACGGCAUAAAUAUGUCUUAGAGUUCUUAUCAUGGGUCAAGUUAUCAACAAGGAUAUAUCAAAAUACUUCAAAAAUAUUGAUGCUAUUUAACUUAAAAAAAAAUAAUAAUAUAUAUGGUAAUAUACUUUUUUUUACUUCAUUGAAUUUACAUUAUGCUAAUAUGUUUAUGAAAUCAAAUCCGUAUAUAAAACUAGGAUUAUGUGAAGAAUUAUAUUUGUAUUCGUAUGAAAGUAAUAAUGACCAUUUUCUCCUAGGUAAUUUUCCUAAUCUCUUUUUGCAAAAAAAUUAUUUAUUUAUAAAAUUUUUUAAUCCUCAAAAAUUAAAGGAAAUCAAUUCUUUAUAUGAAAAGCAUAUGAGGUUUUACAUAACAUCCAAUAUGAUUUUUAAACUGGGUAUAUUGAAAAAAGUACACAAGGACAAUUUGAAGGAUAUAUUUUUGACUACUCAUCAGUACUUGCCAAUAACCGAGGAUCAGACGAAGAGUAUUCUAUCCAAGUUUAACGCGGAAUUUGAGCUCCUGGAGCGGUGCACAGCUGUUCAGCUAGACGAACACUGCCGGAUAAGGAGCAUCACCGGGGCAGGCGAAAGGGAUGGUAUCAGUGGUAGCGGUAGUACUAGCAGUUGGGAUAGCACUAACAGUAGUAGCAGAUGUAGUGGUAAAAGUGAGCAUCUCCCGAAUGAUACCGAAGAGGGGGAAAACCAAGAAAGGUAUAACUCUAGCUGCGUAGCAGAACUGAACAUAGUAAAUUGCCGAGAUGAAGAAGAAGCGCAGGAAUUUUUGGAAAAGGACCCAUACACAAGAUGCUGCUUCUAUGAGAGUAUUUUUUUUUCCGAAGUGCGUGAAGUAGUUCCACAUAUAAAAUAUGGAGAAGGGUAUAUGCCGAAAAUGAUGAAUCCAAAUUUAAAAUAUAAGUAUGAACUUGACACCAACUUGAACCCAACAGAAUGUUUAGAGGAUAAACCGGAGUAUUUAGAGAAUAGAAGUAUGGCAGAAAAAAAAUUAGCUAAUCAUGAGAAAGUGGAUUUUGAUAUACUUGAUACAUUCAUUAAGUUAAAAUAUACCAAUAAAGAAGUCGAGUAUGAACACUGGGAUGUGAAGGAAUCCGACACAGGUGUGAAUGGAAAAUUUCAUGCGAAUUGUGCACUAGAUAUGGCAGAAAUGGAAAAAAAAAAUUUGUACAUAUCGGAAAAAUCGCUACAAGGGGGUAUUCUUGAAAAAAGGCGAAGAGGAACUGCAAGCGAAAUGGAUAGAAUGGACACAAUGGAUAGAAGCGAUGGAAAUGAUAGGAGAAGUCGAAGUGGACGUAGCUCCGGCGCGAAAGUAUGCAGGGUAAAAAUUGUUGACUAUGAUAACGACUACAUUGAUUACAUUUGCAAUGUGCAGCGAAACAAGAUAUUGUACGUAAAGAAAAAUGGAAAAGACAAGGAAACAACGUAUACAGACUCGAAAAGUGCAUUAGGUAGUAACAAGUCGAACAACAUAUAUGAUAUAUUGAGAGAAGAUAUGAAAAACCCGAACAUAUAUAAGAAAAAAGACAUCCUAUUAAUAGAUAACACAUUGCAGUUUUUUGAUCAUUUUUUUUUUAAAGAUUACUUGUCUGGUUUUGUUUACAUUUCUCUACCUCCAGGGGAAUAUAUUGAAGAUGCAUAUUUAAUAAAAGAUGAAAAAAAUUAUGAUUUCACUAUGUUUAAUAAUUCCUUAGCUACUCAAGAUGAUUUUUUAAAAAGACAAAAUUAUCAACCCAGGUUUUUAAAAGGAAUAUGGUUAAAAAAGGAGCAAUCAAAAAUUCUUUUUUAUGAUAAACAGAACAAUGCUUUACUCUUUGGAACUGGAAUUGACAAAACUUUUUCAUGGGACAAACAAGUUGAUGAUCGUGUUAUGAAGAGAGCUUUAAUUAAUAUGGAAAUAGCUAUGGAAAAAAUUAGAAAAGGUAGUUCCAUUAUACAAGAUGAUAUUACUGUUCAUCAGGAAACAGAUCGAACAAUUAAGGAGUACACGGAUGAGUACACCUCUGUUCAAAAAAGGUUUACAUCCAUUCACAAUCAUUUGAAAUCCUCUGAAGGCCUUGAAUAUUUAAACCCACACAUUUGGGAAAAGACAACAGAUGAGCACAAGAAGUUAAUGCUAGAUAAAGAAAGAGUCCAAAAACUACAUUCGAAAUUUUUAAAAAAACUGGAGUUGUAUAAAGCUUCAGUGGAUGACGAUCCUUUUAUUCAAAAGGCGCCAUCAGAAAGUGAUAUUCUGAGUCAUUCGGACAAAGUGGAAAUUCAUUUUCUGUGA